ACCACUGUCUUGAAGAAAUCCUGAAGGUGCUUCCACAGGCACACCAGGAGGGCUCUCCUGUUCUCUUCACAAAUGCAUUAGGUCACAGGUGAGAUGGCAGGCGCUGGGCAGCGCAGAGGGAAGAAGGAUGACAACGGCAUCGGCACCGCCAUCGACUUCGUGCUGGCCAACGCGCGGCUGGUGCUGGGCGUGGGCGGCGCCGCCAUGCUGGGCAUCGCCACGCUGGCCGUCAAGAGGAUGUACGACCGGGCAAUCAGCGCUCCCAGCAGCCCCACUCGCUUGGGCCAGUCGGGAAAGAGAAGCUGGGAAGAGCCAAACUGGCUGGGCUCCUCCUCACGCCUGCUGACCCAGGACAUGAAGAGCAGCCUCAGCCGCUCCCUGCAGACCCUUCCCACUGAACCUUCAGCUGCAGACGCUGACUUCUUUCGACCCACAAAGGCCAAGCCAUCUGCCAAGAGGAGUCAGGUGGAGCUGAAGAAGUCCCGCCUUCGGCUGUCGCUGCAGGAGAAGCUGCUGGCGUACUACCGGCGGCGGGUGGCGAUCCCGGCGGACGAGCAGGCUCGGGCCAAGCAGGCGGCCGUGGACAUCUGCGCGGAGCUGCGCAGCUUCCUGCGCGCCAAGCUGCCCGACAUGCCCCUGCGGGACAUGUACCUCAGCGGCAGCCUCUACGACGACCUGCAGGUAGUGACAGCUGACCACAUCCAGCUCAUUGUACCUCUCAUGCUGGAGCAGAACCUGUGGUCCUGUAUCCCCGGGGAGGACACUAUCAUGAACAUUCCUGGCUUCUACUUGGUGCGUCGAGAAAACCCAGAGUACUUUCCUCGCGGGAGCAGCUACUGGGACCGCUGUGUGGUGGGAGGUUACCUUUCCCCCAAAACUGUAGCAGACACCUUUGAAAAAGUUGUAGCUGGGUCCAUCAACUGGCCAGCAAUCGGGAGUCUCUUGGACUAUGUGAUCCGUCCGGCAGCUCCCCCAGCAGAUUUGACUCUGGAAGUGCAGUAUGAUGCAGAUCGGCAUCUUUUUAUUGACUUUCUGCCAUCCCUGACACUGGGGGACAUCGUCCUCGUUGCCAAACCUCACCGACUGGCCCAGAACGACAACUUGUGGCGCCUGAGCCUGCGGCCGGCGGAAACGGCGCGCCUCCGCGCCCUGGACCAGGGGGAUUCUGGCUGCCGCUGCUUGUGCCUCAAGAUCUUCAAAGCAGUGUGCAAGCUGAACCCGGCUCUGGGACACCUCACUGCCAGCCAGCUCACCAACGUCAUCCUGCACCUGUCCCAGGAGGAGUCCGACUGGUCCCAGGACAUGCUGGCUGACCGCUUCUUGCAGGCCCUGAAGGGGCUGAUCCGCCACCUGGAGGCUGGUGUCCUCCCUAGUGCCCUGAACCCCAAGGUGAACUUGUUCUCAGAGCUCACCCCUGAAGAAGUGGAUGAGUUGGGCUACACCCUCUACAGCUCUCUGUCGGAGCCAGAGGUCUUGCUGCAGACGUAAUGGGGCCUUACCUAGGGAAGUGUUGAUAGAGUUCAGCCAAUGCAGACUUUGAUUACUGCGAAUUAUGUCUCCUCCACUUCUCCCUGUCUCCCUCUCUCUCUUCACCACUCCCCCUUUUUGGUUCAUUAGUAAUUCCUGCUUUGGAGUUGGUGCUCCCACUGAAUUUCUUGGUGCUACUGGUCCAUUUCCACCAUCUCUGCCCCAACAGGUGCCCAUUGGCUAGGGAGGAGAGGCUAAAACUGCAGCUCUGAGAUCUUCACAUAAAUUCUGAUGAGUUUUUAGCGUCUACCAAAAAAAAAUAAACCAAACUAUGCACUUCUUUCUUCUGUAGUACACUUACUGCAGCAAACCCUUUUUGGUCUGAAGAAGAAGGUGGAACUGGGCUGGUAAAUCCAGUGAUGAUUUUAGCAGACUUGCACUGAGGUUGUUUAAUUUCCUCCAGCCUGAUUUUGCCCUAUGUUUCUUUUUCUCUGCUGUCCUACACUGUCUCACUUUUCUUUCUUUUAUGUCCUUUUGGCCCAGUCAUGCAGGGCAGACUGAGUGAGAUAUUUUGGAUAGGGUUGUUUUUGUAUUUCUGAGUGGAUAAUGAUUACACUGGCAAUAUUUAGGGCUGCAGAGCUUGAAAUUGAAGAAUUCCCGCAGCUCCUGCUCCCAUGGAGCCUUCUCAUCCUUUGGAAGCUGGGGUCAGGAUUAAGGGCCAAAAUUUGUCCAGUCUGCUGCGACACCACAUCCUGUACAGACAAUUGUUGUUGAGGCUGUCACAGGGGAGGAAGGAGCCUUUGUGGUCUGGUUGUGUGAUGAGGCUGAAGGAGCAGAGCUUGCUGUUCCUGCCUAGCCAGAUCUCCUGGGAAUGGCCUCGGGAGCGGAGAACAAGGCAGCUCUUCAGUUGUCUCUGGCCUAGAGGAAGAGAGGGUGAUUAUAGGGGAGGGGUGGGAGACACACAUGGGAAUGGGGAUUUUUUUUUUUUCAUCUUUCCCCCAAGAGCUUAUGGCUGUUUUGGUUUACUGAAGGAGGAAACAAGAUUGCAUGCCUCAAAGGGCUUUGGAAUAAGCACACACAAGCCAGAUUCUCACCAGCUCUAAAGGCUGUGAAGGUGAUAGAACUGAACUGGUGACAUCAGCAAGGUUCUGUCCCAUACAGUGAUAUUAGGGUACAUAUACAAAGCUGGCAUUUAGGGAUGUAUUAGCUUUGCCAUCUGCUCUGCGUGCUUUAGUCUCCUCCCCAGAACUGAGGCUGUCCAUCCCCUUCCUCAUUCCCAUGCGCUGAUUUUCCAGUGCUUUCAUUUUACAAAUACUCUUAGAAAGCUGGUGAGGGCACACCUUCCCAUUCCAUCUCUUUGGACCUGUUGGCAGUGCAGUUCUGCUCACUCCUGUCUCUGGCUGCUCUCAGGCUGUGGACUCUUUAUACUCUGCAUUUAGCCACCUGCUGUCUUCAAAAAAGUGGGAGAGAAGGUGUCCCCCGAGUGUGGAGCUCUGUGUGUAUCUCAAAAGACCAGCAUAACUAUUGUUUCAGAAACAUGUUUGCCUUUUCCCUGCUGUAGGAGCUUUUUUCACCCUUGCUGUCCAGCCUCCUUAGCCAGUGGAGAGGAGUACUGUAGCAGCAGAGUUUGGAGGGAGCAGGAAUCCUUUUUUCCUUUUCUCCUCCCUUCCUCUCAGGACUUCCCCCAUCUUUGACAGAGAAGUUUCAAGGUGAAUUUCAAGAGUGGAAGCACGGAGGGAAGUCUUUCACCCUGGGUUUUUUUUUAGAGGCAGUGCUGGUGAGGUGAGGGAGGGAGCAAUUUCUCGGACAAUCCGUCCAUUUUAGCCAGUGUGUCAGACAGCAUUCUGUAUACAGUGAUAACGCAACGUUGCAUUUUAAAUUAUUUAAUCUUUAGGGUACUGGUAUUUUCUAGACUGCCAGAUGUGUACUUUGGAGUCUGUGUGUGUAUAUAAAGUCUAUAGUCUAUCAAAGGUUAACAGGAAUCCCAUUUGUAUGACUUUGUGUUUUGCAGCAGUCAGUGUUGUUCAACUGUUGAUUGCUCUUCACUCUGGUUCCCAGACUUUUUCCCCCUCUUCCUUACCUUGCCCCCCACUGCAUUUCUGAUGUCAGCCUUUCUACCCUAAAAGCAGACAGAUGAGACUUGGAGCCUAUAGGCUACUGGGGGGAAUUCCCCUUGUUUUUAAUUACUUGAAGGUCAACAAAAAUAUUAAAAUAUCUGGGUUGUCAGGAGUUCCCCCAAAGCUCAUUUCUUCAGUGUGAUGUCACCCCUCACUUGGUGCUGACUCCAGUACUGUGGUCUUCACAUUUUAACAGCAGUGUGGCUGGAAAUGAUUAAAACUCUAGAUACAAAAAAGAAAAGGUGAGAUAUGACCUGAGAACAGUUGUCACAUACAUAUCUGUAUAUAUAAUUUUUUACAUGAAUGCUUUUACUUCUUCCUGGCAACCUAAUGAAUUAAUAUUUUAUGACCAUUUUUUGCUGCUAUUGAGCUCAAUUUGUGUAUCAAAUGGAGACUGAAGCUGCCUUUUUGCCUUUUUUGUAGACUCUGCUCCACUUCACUUGCAUCAACCAUCUCCAUCAUUUCUUCCCUUCACUUUUGCCCUCCUCUGAGCUAGCCAUGAGCCUGUUCUCAGGAGGCAAAGGAUCACUUCCCACAGGCAGCCACCACAGCAGGCAAUAGCUGCCCUGGCAGUGGCAGUCUUGACAAAGGCCAAAGAUGUGAUGGGUCACAGGGACACUGCAACUAGGAAUAUUUUAAGAGCAAGGUCAGGUAUAAGAGGCAAUAGAAGCAGGGAAGAAGGUGUAGGCAAAGUAUGCAGGAAACAACCACUAAUGCUGCACCCAGCCUUUGGGUCAAACAGAAUGUUGCAGAGUCUUUCAAACUGGCACCUUUCAGUAUUAAAUGCAGUACAUGUGUUGAUUUA
Messenger RNA from Melozone crissalis (California towhee), 4389 nucleotides. It is a transcript of the gene MIEF1, whose product is annotated as mitochondrial elongation factor 1. The coding region runs from base 94 to 1488 and encodes 464 amino acids. The transcript has 5 exons. NCBI's taxonomy places the organism in Eukaryota, Metazoa, Chordata, Aves, Passeriformes, Passerellidae. The record is from RefSeq and is a predicted model, not a curated record. Gene Ontology annotation, cellular component: mitochondrial outer membrane. Gene Ontology annotation, biological process: positive regulation of mitochondrial fission; mitochondrion organization.